Setaria italica (foxtail millet) is the source of this 3752-nucleotide messenger RNA. Its product is annotated as protein TolB-like. The record is from RefSeq and is a predicted model, not a curated record. Lineage: Eukaryota; Viridiplantae; Streptophyta; Magnoliopsida; Poales; Poaceae. The coding region runs from base 2716 to 3555 and encodes 279 amino acids. The transcript is spliced from 4 exons.
GUGCAACACAGUUCAUUCAGAGGCGAUUUUAGCAGAAAAAAGGUGCGUGCAAGCUAAUUACUUUCUGUUCAGCCUGAGGGGAUUAGGAAGCAACUAAGAAAAAGGUAUGUGCAACUGAGGGGAUUAGGAAGCAGAAAAAAGGUACGCGCAAGCAGAAAAACAAUAUAGUACCAACUAAGAAAUCAAGAAAUGUUCGAUUAGGAAGGGGAUAGAUUCAAAGGGAUUCAGUAUGUAAGUUGUGGUUGGCUCCUAUGUCUUCAAUUUCUCAAAAGUAGAAAUAUUUUGGUCUAUCCUUAAGAGAAUUACAAAUUUCAGUUUGAAUUCAGAUAAUUUCACACAAAUUUUGGCAUGAAGUUUCAGUUUCCCACGUCCGUUGAUACUGUUAAAUGACUUUAAAUCUGACAGGUUGGACCUCCAUGCUGGUAUAUUCAAUAUGUCUAUCCCAUCCAUGACCUGCACAAACAUGUGAAGUUCUAUGAAAUUAUACCGUUUUGGUAGUUUUCAUGAAAAUAUAUGGAGUUUUGAGUACAUAAAUGAUGAUCAAAAUUAAAAGCAUUUUUCGAACUGUUUAUUUAGAAUAUAUAUCUAACAUAUUAGACAACAAUAAAAAUGAAGCCUUUGAAUCCCAAGCCUUGAUGAAUGAGGGGUCCCUGCUCUUAAAGGGGGAGGGCUGUGAUAGGUUUGGUGGGCCAACGUAAAAGCCCAGCCAUCAUAUGGAGUAAUGGAGAUGAAACCCAAUAGGGCCUUACAUAUAUAGAAAGUAGCCAAAUUAAACUAGGACUAUAUCUAGCCCAAAGUAAUCUGAGAAGGCUGCAAAGUACUAAAAGGACAUGAAAAGUAUUGAUCUGAAUUAGUUUGAAGGCAACAUAAGGUUCUAUAUCUUUAAAUGACAAUAUUUGGCGUGUCAACUGGAAACACCUGUCAGUAUUUUGAAGAGCUCAACUUGGUAAAAGUACAAAACAAACAGCCAAAGCAGUUCUUAACAUCGCAUGCAUCCAUUUAAGUUUUAAUUCUAAUACCAACAUGUGUCAGGAAAAAAGGAAAUUCCUAGACAAAACAUGAUAUAAAGGGAGAAUGAAAAUUAAAAUGAGAAAUACUCUAUGUGUUUUGACGAACUGUCAGAAAACGACAAAUUUCGCCUAAUGACACAUAGGUUGACCAUCGGUAUGUGGGGUCCCAAAUGUCAAAUACAACUACAGGCAGCUGUCAACUGUUAGAUUUUUAUUAAUGUAGAGGCAACAUUGCCUUCUUUACAAGCUACAGACCACCGGUGCCCCUGGACAUAUUCUGCUGUCCAGUUCCACCAUUGUCGAGGCAGAGUGAGCUCCAUCUGACGGAUGGUUUGUCCUACAACUACAACUGCCGACCCAUUCCACCGUCGGCUCUCAAGACAAUCAUCAAGCGCCUGAGACUGGCUCCUGAAGCCAUCACAGAUGAUGAUGUUGGUUCAGGCCAGCUCACUGGUUUGGUCUUUGUUUCUGAAAGAGAGCACAACUUGGAAGCACUUCAUGUAGCCCUUUGCUUCAUUGCGAACGGUGAAGUCAUGGUCUUCAGCUUGGCAGACAUCUAUGGUGCUGACUUGUUUGGUGGUGCCCGUUUAGAGGACACUGGCUGCAUUGCUGGUGGCUACGAGGUGGAUGGAUCCACAAUUGACCCAUUACCUUGUCUAUGUAUCCACCAAGGAGCCAGUGCAAGAAUGUCGUAGCCCCUGGAAUGUUGUUUACAAAACCAACCUUAGAACCGGUGAAACUGAGCGCCUCACUCCACCAGGAACGUUUGAUCUAAGUCCCUCUGUGUCACCAUCUGGGAAGAAGGUCGCGGUGGCUUCGUUCCAAGGGAAGAGAUGGGAUGGUGAGAUUAAGGACCUGAAGAUCAACAUCUAUGUGAUGAGCUUGGAGAAUCCAUCCAUGGAGCGCAAGCGAGUGAUAGAAAAUGGUGGCUGGCCAUCAUGGGGCAGUGAAAACGUUAUAUUUUUUCACAGGAAGGUUGGGGAUAUUUGGGGAGUGUUUCAGUACAACCUGAGCACUAGUGAAACCAUCCGGGUGACCCCGGAGGCGUUCGAUGCAGUGACUCCAGCAGCCAUUGAUGAGACCAGAAUAGCAGUUGCAACCAUCCGCCAGAAGUCUGAGUUCACUGAUGUCCGCACCGAAACCCAGUAUCGGCACAUUGAGAUAUUUGACAUGAAUACACCCGAACAACCGUUGCAAAUAACUCAGAACACCAGGGCAAAAGCUGACCAUUUCAAUCCCUUCGUGAUGGACGGUGGCAAAUAUAUUGGUUAUCAUCGUUGCAAAAGUGACCUUCUCCAGCAUGGAGAUGAUGUCCCGCGACAUUUCCAUAAGCUGCAAUCGCCACAUGAAGAUGUUGGAGUGUUUAGGGUGUCUGGUGUGUUCCCAACAUUUUCUAAAGACGGCUCUAAGCUUGCAUUCGUUGAUAACGAGUUCAAAGCUGUGUGGUUGGCAGAUAGCAAGGGAUUGCGUGUGGUCUUCGACGUAUGGUCCCAUUAGUAUCUCUACCCGAGAAAUAGUCGAACUUUUGCAGGCUUGCAAUGGUUUACGUAAUACUUUUGCAGGCUUGCAAUGGUUUACGAAUUACGACUAGAGGAGCAUAUCUUUCUCAAUUAUGACUGGUUUGGUUUGUUUUCUAUAGACAAAUGGCCCAGACAGCAUCUUCUCACCAGUGUGGAACCAAAAGAAAGAUAUACUGUAUGUAUGCAUGGGACCAUCCUUCAAAGCUAACGAAACGCUGGAAAUCCAUGCCAUCCCUGAUGUAUCCAAUGCUGCACGUACACGACGACAGCCACGACUGCUCACUAAGGGGAAAUUCAACAACGCUUUCCCUUUCACCAAUCCUGAUGGCACGAAAUUUGUUUUCAGAUCCACGAGAGAUGGAGGAGACAAGAACUACCAGAAUCUGUACAUUAUGGAGGAUGCCGAGUACGGGGAGGUCGGAGGUGGCGAGGUGACGCGGCUCACUGAAGGCAACUGGAUCGACACGCAUUGCCAGUGGUCUCCAAAUGGGAACUUGAUCGUGUUCGCGUCGAACCGCGACAAGCCCACCAACGCACCAGAGCGCGACCAUGGCCUGGACCCGGGGUACUUCGCUGUCUACCUGAUGAGCGUCAGCGACCGCUCAGUGGUAAGGGUGAUCAGAAGCGAGUAUGACCUCUCCGGGCAUGUGAACCACCCGGUGUUCAGCCCAGACGGGCGGAGCAUCGCCGUGACAUCGGACCUUGCUGCGGUGUCUGCUGAUCCGAUGUCGCUGCCGACCUUCCUGCACUCGGUGAGGCCCUAUGGCGACAUCUUCUCCGUCGACAUUGAUCCGGAUGACAUAGAGAAGAACAAGGACAUGGAGAGGUUCGUCCGCGUCACGCACAGCAGGUACGAGAACUCCACUCCUGCUUGGACAGUCUUCUCGACACACGACCCGCAUGCACAGUGGAACCUCCUGGUCAUGGAGGACGAGUAUACCCCGGCAUGCCCAUAUGCUCACCCUGACGGAGGUGAAAGCUGGCACAUGACUGGUCAGAUUUGCAUUCCGAAACGGCACUGCUGAUCCUUUCACUUGUGCUUCCGUCAUCUACAAAUUCUUCUUGUUCGGAAGGACCUUUGUUUGUUCAUCAAAAUUUGUUUGGAAUGUACUGUUCAUUUAUGGUUGGCUGUUGGUUUAAAAGCUUGUAAUAAAUAUUUGCUUCAUACAUCUUUGGAUAAUUGGAUAUACUGGCAUGGACCGCUUCAGUCUAAAUGAAAUAA